Messenger RNA from Anoplopoma fimbria (sablefish), 1249 nucleotides. RefSeq names its product interleukin 10 (gene il10). Lineage: Eukaryota; Metazoa; Chordata; Actinopteri; Perciformes; Anoplopomatidae. Gene Ontology annotation, molecular function: cytokine activity. The record is from RefSeq and is a predicted model, not a curated record. The coding region runs from base 125 to 913 and encodes 262 amino acids. The transcript is spliced from 5 exons. Gene Ontology annotation, cellular component: extracellular region. Gene Ontology annotation, biological process: immune response.
AAUUCCAUAAAUGCUUUGUCAGAUUAUUCCUUUGCAGUUGCAGAUGUAUCGAUAGCAGCAGCCUAUCACAUGAGAGGAGUAGCCUAUAGUGCAAAAUUCGAGAAAAAAAAAAGUUCCCUCCCGCAUGAACACGAUUAACAGUUUGUCUUCCAGUCAGUCUCCUCCCUCAGGUAUAUGUCCCAAUUUUGGCUAUAAAUUAAGCCAAGAGAUGACACUAAAUAUGCAACUUUCUCGUCUGAGCUCCUCAGGAAGAUCACACCAAGAACAUUUCUCCUCUCAGAAGACAGAAACCUGCACCUCCGACCAGUUGACCCAGCAGCAUCUUCACCACAGCUCCUCAUCCAGCAGCAUGACGACCUGGUCCCACCUCCUGAGCUCCCUGGUGCUCCUGUCUCUCUUCAGCAGCAGCUUCUGCACUCCGAUGUGCAACAACCAGUGCUGUCGGUUCGUGGAGGGCUUCCCUGUCAGGCUGAAGAAACUCAGAGAGGACUAUUCACAGAUCAGAGAUUUCUAUGAAGCAAACGAUGACUUAGACAUCGCACUGCUGGACCAGAGCGUCGAGGACUCUUUUAAAAGCUCGUUCGCCUGCCAUGCCAUGAACAGCAUCCUGGACUUCUACCUGACCACGGUGCUCCCGUCGGCCAUGGCCGGGGUGAGUGAGGACAACAGGGACCUGCAGCCUCAUGUGGAGUCUAUACAGCAGAUCUUCGACGAGCUCAAGAGUGAUGUCAUCAAAUGUAGACAUUACUUCUCCUGCAGGAAACAGUUUGAUAUCAACAACCUAAACUCUACUUAUACUCAGAUGGAGAGUAAAGGUCUAUAUAAGGCCAUGGGUGAGCUGGACCUGCUGUUUAACUACAUCGAAACAUAUCUGGCCUCUAAAAGGCACAGAAACCUUGUGGCCACUGUUUGAAGACCUGCUGACCUCAUCGAAAUGUGACCCUGCUCCUGACAGGAAAAACAAAAGACAUCCUUGGACUUUUGCACCGUUUUGCCUUCACUCCGUUAUUUUCACAUGUAUGACUGUUGCCAGAUGUUGUUACAGCCUGCUGAACUGAUGUCUUUGUUACUCUGAGACCUCUGUUUUUGUCCUGGGGACAAAUUUCUGUUUUAAGACCAUAUUGAGUCCUACACAUAUGAAGUUACAACCAAAACUGUCUCUAAGCUGUGAUAUUUAUUUUUAUCAUAUAUAAUAUGUAUUGUAUUUAUGAUGACUAAUAUUUUAUAGUUGCAGAUGAAUAAAUGACUU